This is a messenger RNA of Colletotrichum higginsianum IMI 349063, 891 nucleotides long. Its product is annotated as Integral membrane protein. Lineage: Eukaryota; Fungi; Ascomycota; Sordariomycetes; Glomerellales; Glomerellaceae. The record is from RefSeq and is a predicted model, not a curated record. The transcript is spliced from 2 exons. The coding region runs from base 1 to 891 and encodes 296 amino acids.
AUGUUUUUUUUCUGGGGGUUGUAUGCCGACACGCUUGUGUACGGGCCGAACUCGUACUUCACGAAGCUCGCCCUUCUCUUGGUCGUCUUACGCGUCUUUCGGUUCCACAACAAGACGAAGAUAGGGAUAUACGCCUUAUCCGUCUUCAUGACCGGGUACUACCUGCCCGUCUUCAUCCUCAAGGCACUCAUCUGCCGGCCCGUCGCGGGGUUCUGGGACACGUCUGUCGAGGCCGUCUGCUUCGACCAGCGCGCCAUCUUCGUGGCGGACACAGUCAUCAGUGCCAUCACGGAUAUGGCCGUUCUCUGUCUACCGAUCCCUGUUGCCGUGACCCUACGGAUGCCGUGGACCAGACGGCUGAAGGUCAUCGCCAUGCUUAGCGCCGGAGGCGUCGCGACGGCGGCGAGCAUUGUACGGAUGGUCAUCGUCAUCCAGCUACAAAAGUCAAACGACCAAUCGGUGGACUUUAUCCGCUUCAACCUCCUUGGAACCGCCGAGGUGAGCAUAGGGAUGAUCUGCGCGUGCUUCCCCGCCGUCAACAUCCUCUUCACGCACGGCUUCGACUGCUCGCAAGAAUCGAGCCGCAACACCGGCGGAAGCAGCACCAAGAGGAUCAUCGAGCUCAAGUUUCUCAAAGGAAGUCGGCUGCGGACCCAGCAGAUGACGGAGGCGCAGGUCGAGCCCCAGCCCGAGACCCAGCAGCCUCCCAUCCCGGAGAGGGUGGGUGUGGGCUACAUAUUCCCCAUCGAGCGUCUGAGCCGCCUCCAGUCGUCUUCGCAGCCGGGAGUCAGGGCGGCCACGCCGCCUGACGAGUGGUGUUCGCAAGUGGUUUCCUCCCCCUUCUCGGAGCCCGAUUCCCCGGACUGGGCUCGGAAGGGGUCUGUUUGUUAG